AUGGCUUCACCGUUGAGCAGGAUGCUGCCACUGGCGGCUGCGGCGAUGGAGUGCCGGCUGAGCGGACGACUGGGUACCGAGCCGCGAGAUAUGAGCCUCAGCCCGAGCAAAGGGUACUACAGCCGCGUGCGUCUGCACGGCGACCUGGUGGUGAGCUACUGGCUGCGCGCGGUGGGAGGCGCCGUGAGACCCACGCUCCAGCACGAGGAGGCGGCUCCACGGAGAUUCGACCACAAGUUCCCGCUCCUCAAUGGCCUCAACGCCGACCACCACUCGGCCUGCUGCGACGCCAUCCGCGAGGUGCUGCUGCGGGCGCGGACGCCGCUCGGACUCGACGCCGGCAGCUGGGACGACUCGCUGGCUGACCACCUGGCCACGCUGACCGUGGAUGCUGUCCGUCGAGAGCGCGUGGCCGGCGACGGCGGCGAGCACCGUGGAGUCCCCCCGCGCUUCGACGUCGACCUGGCUCUCACCAUCGUAGCGGAAUUCGUCUACAGCGAGCCCAAGGCGCUGCUCCUCGCCUGCGACAAGGCUGCUGCGGCAACGACGACGAGGGCUCCACCAUGCCGGGCUGGAGAUGCCGAGUGUCGUGUGUGCGUGGAGGCUAAAGAAGACACCAUGGCGAGGCUGCCGUGCUCGCACUCCUUCCACCGCGGCUGCAUCCUGCCCUGGUUCGACAAGGUGGCCACAUGCCCAAUGUGUGGCCAUGACGUGGCCAAGUACCUUGCUGCGGCCACCAACACCCCAAUUGGAAAGUUCCCUGCAGCUCUAUUCGGACCCUGA
Triticum turgidum subsp. durum (durum wheat) is the source of this 783-nucleotide messenger RNA. The record is from the annotation of a GenBank genome assembly. NCBI's taxonomy places the organism in Eukaryota, Viridiplantae, Streptophyta, Magnoliopsida, Poales, Poaceae.